Molecule: messenger RNA, 1043 nt
Organism: Nasonia vitripennis (jewel wasp)
Lineage: Eukaryota; Metazoa; Arthropoda; Insecta; Hymenoptera; Pteromalidae
Exons: 6
Coding region: 227-979 (250 amino acids)
Source: RefSeq, a predicted model, not a curated record
GAUUUAAUCGUCUCAGAAAUUAUUUUAUCAACCAUUCCGAUCUUGCGUUUCAUCGUUCCGCAGAUCUAUUGGUCAAUACUCCGUGUUUCAUAGUGCAUAACUGUUGCGACUGCCAAGCUGCUCGGACCUUAGAGGCUCGGACGUAUCUGCAAGCUACCUACAAAAUCGAAAUUCAUCCUGCUGUAUCACUUUAAUAAUCCGUAGAAGAGGCGAAAAUAAUUUUAAAAUGGCUGAAGAACCUGAAGCUCCUGAAGCGACGUUUACGUUGGACUUUGAAUUCGAUGAGUUGGUGGACCAAGACAAGACUCUAGAGAUAGAAGGCUUUGUUUGUUUUGUUGAGACUCCAGGUGAAGUUGGAGAAAAAAAAUAUCAUCUAUUUAAAUUCGGUAUAAGUAAUGGUACAAAAAAAAUUAUGUGUCUUGUGUGGGGCAAGGAAUUGAUUGCAAAGUUGCAGCCUGACAUCGUUAUCAACAAGAUCAUCAACAUCGAUGGAGCCCACUGCAAAUUAUCUAAGUACCCUAAGAAGCUGAAAGAUAAUGGAUAUUUGGUGUUUGAAGUAAUCAUACAGCCCACAACGAAGAUGACGUAUAAAGGAUUGUAUGCUGCAGCUGCAAAUAUACCACCACAUGUACCGACAAGAGAAGUUAAUUUUGAAACUAUCGCUAAUACAGAAGGAAAGAUAGCUAUUGAUGGGUAUAUCAAAACGGAUUUCACAUCUAUCCCCAGUCAAUAUCACGAUGCAACAUACGGUUGUGAGUCCAUAACUGAUGGAACUUACAAAAUCACUGUCAACAUCACUAACUUCCAGCCUAAUGAGAAUUUCAGAGUAACUGGAGAAGUUAACAACAAUAAUGAUGCACCAAUCACUAUUACUUGCAGAAAUAUAAGCAUGAUAGCACGGCGAGAAGAUGUUGAAGAUAUGCCACAUCUUCAGUUGAGGCGCGGAGUCAGGACAUUUAAAAGAAGAGUUGAAGAAUAACUCUUAGAAAGGUUUAAGAUUGAACGUGUAAAUUUUUACCCUUUUUUUCAAUUUCGUUUGAUAU